Molecule: messenger RNA, 2782 nt
Organism: Hymenoscyphus albidus
Lineage: Eukaryota; Fungi; Ascomycota; Leotiomycetes; Helotiales; Helotiaceae
Source: the annotation of a GenBank genome assembly
AUGACUGCCAGUGCUCUAAUUUCAAGCAGCGGACGUGAGUUUAAUCGGCCAACAUUGGUCCUGGCAAUGCCAUUAAGUCUAUGCUGUGUGUAUCUGUGGAUUCGGCUCAAUGUCAGACAGGACGUGAAAUUGUUGGUAAAGGUGUUCGGAUCAUGUUCGAUAUAUAAGAAGACGCUUGUAGAACGAGGCAAACCUGCAUGCGCCCUCUCAUUGCUGACCGCUGUUACACUGCGUUUUCUUCCUCGAUCAUGCUCGCCUCCUUUCUCUCAAAAGAAACAGGGAAACGAGUUACACCUCACUUUUCCACCCGCUACGUCUUGCCAAAUCCUCCUCCAUGGGAUCCAUGGGAGGAAAGGGUUCGAGAAUUGCUCAGAACCACCGAUAACUGGGAUACAAUUCGACACAUCUGCGAGCUCCCUUUUCGAGAUCGAAAUACACCUCAAGUUACGUUAUUGGACCGGUGGGAUUCUGGAUUAGAUUCCUUUUUGAUAUCCUUUGCAACAAGAGAUCGACACGACGAAAUCCUCGGGUGGGCCACAGAUCGCUUGCGGGGAAAGGGGAAAAUACGUUGAAGUCAAGAAGGUGAGUCUUUGAGCGAUGUUCUCUAUUGCGAUAUUCUGAUAGCAUCAACAGCAUUUGCGUUCCCGGCACCCUCUAGCAUACUGGAUUCUUACUAGUAGCCUACAACUUAGCUCUACCCAGCCCCAAGAUUCCCUUAGCUAUCUGUUCCGUUCCAUUUCGGACAUAUUUACAAGUACGAACCCGGCUUGUAUAGUCAAUCGAUUUGCCGUUCUCAAUGUUCGGUUUACCCUCAUGAAGGAGAAGGAAGGCGUUUGGAGGCGAGAUUUUUCCUUUCUCGGAGGCAUCACUUGCAAUAAGCCAAUGGAAUUGGCUGAGUCAAUCACGGACACCGAGAGCGAGCUCUUUCGCAACUUUUCAGUCAAUCAUUUCCUCCAACAUCGCAAGAAAACCCGCUUCAAGUAUGGCAAGCAAUGGUCAGCGUUAAGUGAUGAUGUCCUCGCAUGUCUUACUGCUGACCGUAGCUUGGUGGGGCGUAUUACAAAGGUUGUAAAGGCAAGUGAAUUUCUUCUUCUUUACCUGUUUUGACCAAGUCUAAUACUUUCUAGCAUCUUCGUCUCUUACGGAACCAAAGCUCUUUGAUAGCAGUUCUUGAUGGCAUUCGAAGGGCAGAAGUUCCUGCUAUAGAGCUAUCAGAGAUAUCGAAAUUGUUUAGACUCAUCGACUUGCACAACAACUAUGCCUUCUACCGGCAACAGUCAUCCAAGGAGUCUAACCCCGUGCUUCCGUUUCUACUUCCUUACUUUCAAGCGAGUACAAUUGAUCCUGUUGGCGGGCUCAUUGAAUUCUUCCAAUUUGUGCCAUGCUUUGAAUGGAGACAACAGCGUGGCAGAUUGGUCGAAGAAGAAAGCGACCUGUCACAGAUAGUACGAGAGGGCUUCGGCAUCGAAGAGGUUUGGAUCACAUUGUACAACGCGUUUGCGAUCGCAUCAGCUAUGCUUAUCCGUCUAUGCCAUCGAUGCAUAUACAGAUACAGAACACAGCAUCCCGAUAUCGAGCAAUGCUUGCAAGUUCCCAAGCCCUCAAACUCUCUCCAAUCGACUUCUUCCAGAACCCGGCUUCUAUGUUCUUCUCUUCCGGAAAUCCGCGACGGUCAAAGGGGGAAGGGUAAAGCAGCGGAGUUGCAGGAAAAAAUUGGCGCCUGGUGGGACAAGCCUCCGAAUAUUCCCAUACGAGUUUUUCGGGAGCCUCGAUUACGACGUAAUCAAGCGUAUUGCUGCAACUGCGAUAGGAAACGCAAAUACGAUUGUAAAGAUGUGUGCCUAUGUCAACACAUUCGCAAGGGGUGCAACGCUUGCUUGUAUAGGCCAAAUUCGGCAACAGAACCAUUGAAUCCAGGAAAAGUCGUCGUCCUCAACCAGUCCCAGAUUUCUCAAUCAAAUACUAAAAGAAUUAGAGCAAGUCUGGCCUUGCAGAGCCUGUUAAUACAUACAUCAGUAUCGUUCUCGGAGAUCUACAACGUCAUCGGUCAGCUUUCAUCUGAGGAAUGUUGGCUUUUGUCGUGUACACGGGAAGAAUUUUCACAGCAAGAGUUCCUCUAUCGCUUCGCAGUAGGAGGAACAGGGGCUGAAUAGGAGAAUAUGAUAAAGAUAGGGGCUUUGUACAACCCAGGCCUGACAGUGGAAGAGCUCUGCAAGCUUUGGAAUUGCCUUAUUGUAAGUUAAUUUGAACACGAGAUACGAUAUCAAACUAAUUUCCUACCAAGGAGAAUAUUAAGUCAAAGGUGAAAUUCCUAGCAGGAGAUACGUGGGAAGUACAGAAAGAUUUCUCCGUCGAACCAGUAAGUGCUUCUACGACAAUUUUCUCAUACCAAAUAAGUAACUAUAGGCAGAUCCCUACCCUAAUUGUUGAGGAGCAAGGUAGAUAUGAGGAUGCUACCAAAGCCAUCAAGCAACUAGUAGUUCCUCUGCUCUCUCAUGAUCAAAUUAUGCCUCCCUUCGUGAUUUCUUGGACCGAAAGUCUUCUACCUGAACAUCGGUUGCUCUUGUGUAUUAUGCUCCAGACAUUCCCCAAGCCUGGGGAGCUGUACGAUGUGUGUUUUAAGAGGAGAGAACCUGACUUCCAUCAAUGGGAAAAUUUACAGAGGCAGUAUCUUGCGUAUAUGGGGAAAGCGGCGACUUUGCCGAAAAUACGUUUAACCUUAGAGACAAUCCUAGGUCUGGUUUAUUGGUCAAGGAUGCUGAAAGAUCAAGGUCGUGACUAA